Messenger RNA from Bolinopsis microptera, 4506 nucleotides. Its product is annotated as glucose-6-phosphate exchanger SLC37A2-like. Lineage: Eukaryota; Metazoa; Ctenophora; Tentaculata; Lobata; Bolinopsidae. Gene Ontology annotation, biological process: transmembrane transport; flagellated sperm motility; sperm capacitation. The record is from RefSeq and is a predicted model, not a curated record. Gene Ontology annotation, cellular component: CatSper complex; acrosomal vesicle; membrane. Gene Ontology annotation, molecular function: DNA binding; histone demethylase activity; voltage-gated calcium channel activity. The transcript has 3 exons. The coding region runs from base 32 to 1540 and encodes 502 amino acids.
CACUACUAUAUAACAAAUAAUUUGAGGCAUAAUGGCUCAACCGGCACCAAAUGCUCGGAGAUCAAGUCGGCCGCAACGGAAACGUAUGUUUGUUGAUACGUAUGAUUGUUUAGGCAGAGAUGAAGAGAAACAGCUUAGUGCAGCACUAAAAGCAUCCUUAGUAGAAUCAGAUCCACAACCUGAACCAGAUCCACAACCCGAACCAAAGAAACAAAAUACCGCACCAGAAGAAAAACAGAAAACUGAGCCAGAAGUAAAACAGAAAACUGAGCCAGAAGUAAAACAGAAAACUGAGCCAGAAGUAAAACCACCAGAAGUAAAGCGGGGACGAGGCAGACCCAAAGGGAAACCAAAAGAGAAGAAAGCGGUUGAAGCGAAGAAAGUUAAACCCGACCCCGAAUCCCAACCAGAAGAUCCCUCGAGCAACACUCACGAAGUUGAAGAUUCCAAAAAUCCUAAAACGAAGCGCAAAAAAUCCAUCAUCCGACAAAAGUCGAUAUCGGGGGAACCCGUCAUAGUCAAACCACAACGAAAGUUUGCUUCCGUAACAGCGAACGGUAGAAAAGUUCCAGCUAAGAGAAAAGCUACCCCAAAACGCGCACCUACCCUACCAGCAUCAGAAGAUUGCGACGACACCCCAAAAACCGAGGAGUUUGUGGACUACCUCUGUUUACGCAGCACUGUACCCAAAAAAACAGAAUGGAGACAUUUCAGCGGAGACGAAGAUUCCUUAGUUAUCGCAGAAAGCGAGGAUUCCUCUCCAGAAGAUGGUGAGGACUUUAAAGUUUUUGAUUUUGACGAAACCCCGACCGAGGACAACGACACAAAAACGGACAAAACACGACAACCGUCUAGCCAAUCACGUACAAAACGGAAUAACUCUGCCAAGAAACGGAAACUGACUCAGAACUACUACAACGCCAAGCUGAGGUCCUCUGCGGAUCACACUGAUAAUUCCGUCCUUGACUCGGCUCCUGUGUUCCGACCGACUGGAGAAGAAUUUAAAAAUUUCCACGCUUACCUGGAAAAGAUAACUUCUCAACUGUUAUCAAAUGGAAUGUGUAAAGUUGUACCUCCACUUGCUUGGAAAACACCACACGUACUAUCAGAUGAUUUGAGGUUCACUAUGAAGAGACAGGAGGUUCACAGGAUUUGCCACCGAUCUGGUCCUAGUACUACAGUAUUGAGACAGAUCAAAUCUCAUCUCAUCAACGAUCACGGUUUUGAGUGGAAAGGGCUCCCUCAAAUUGGAACCAUGGUUGUUGACUUGGCCCGGUUUUCAUGGCUGAUGAAGAAAAAUGGCGGUCUUCAAGUCGUUAUUGACAAGAAUAAGUGGUCCAAGAUUGGUGAUGCGUUGGGCAUCGCUCAAGUGGCAGAACGUAACGAGCAGUUAGAAGAUGUUUACUGUAAAUACCUCCUCUCAUACGACUUGUUGUCAGACGAGGAGAAAGAUAAGCUCAAAAUAGACGACAUUGAAGUAAAUGAUGAGAUCGAGGACAUUGGAAAGAAGGAUGACGCUGCAAGCUCUGAGGCGGCAUGAUGCUCACGCUCGCAAGAACAAGUUCCCUCCUGACGGAGUCGCCUCUGCAACAUCUCUGGAGCUGGAGUUCUGGAACCUUGUGUGUUCGUCUGAGGAGUAUUUCGUGUCCCCCAAAGGUAUGGAGUCCACUAUGACACAUGGUAGUGGAUUUCCUGCGUACGAGCCCCGUCAUAUCUCACAAAGCGACUGGAACUUGACCAAUCUCCGACACCUCCCCGACGGAGUGAUGGGAUUCCUGCCGGAUGUCAAGUUUGUUACUCAGCCUAGACUGGAGUUUUGUUCUCUCUUCUCAGCAUCUGGAUGGCAUGUUGAACCCCACUUCCUGCCACUCAUCUCUUACAACCACUUCAGUCACCCUCGUAUUUGGUACGCUUGCCCAGCUUCCGAUAGCCGGAAAUUCUUGUCAGCCCUCCACGAUAUCGUUCCCCGUCUUGUUAACGGUAACCACAUCCUCGACCCUAACUGUGUUCUUAUCCCUCCUGCUGAAUUCAUUGCUAAAGAUAUCAAAGUGGUCAGAGCUGUCCAGAAACCUGGCGAGUUCAUUAUCACUGCUCCUAAAUCUUACAUCGCCCACUUCAGUCUCGGCCUCAACGUUAACGAAGCGGUGAACUUUGCAACUGAAGAGUGGCUCCACCAUGGCUCAGACAGUUUGAAAUUGUACCAAGAUUGGAAGUUAAGACCACCCCUGAACAUUCCUCAAAUUAUAAUCGACGUAAUAAAACGACACGACUCUUUGAACGAGCGUGCCCUGAGAGCUGCAGAACCCUACUUGAUCUCCGUUCUAAAGGAUGAGCUGGAAGAUAGAAAGAAGUGCACUCUUCCUACUGCAUCUCUUAUUCUGGAGUCCAGUGAUAUGUUCUGUGAAAAUUGUCAGACCAUUUGUCAUCUCUCUUCUGUUAAAGCAUGUAAACUUACUGAGGGCGUGCCCUCAAAGAUGAAGGAGAAGAAAUCGAAGACUACCAAGAAACAACCAGCUUUCUGUCUAAAACAUUCAUCUCACAUCACUACCGGUUUGCUGGAAUGCAAAGUAUCUGAUGCAGUAAUCAAACGUAUGCUCAGCACCCUUGAAAAACGACUCCACCCAAAACGGAGUAUAGUACACCCAGUCCAGUCUCUGGCCAGGUCAGUGUGUCGACCCCAGAUGACACCCUCUCCGAUAGUUUCCAAAUCAGAGCCUGCAAAACCCACGAACACACCACCUAGCUGUGCGCCCCGUUCACCUGCUCACCAGGCCUCCCCCGUGUGCCCUCCUAGUCCUGAGGAAGCUACUGCUGGUCAGUCAGACAAGGGGCUGCGUCUUAUCAUUCCCACCCAACCUCUCGCUUACACCCGGUACCCUCCCAGUCCAACCUACACCAACACUCCCAUCACUCCUCUACCUAAACCUAUCGCUAUCAAACCUCAGCUUGCCUCUCCCAUCAUACCCUCAAUGCUGGUUCACCCUCAAAGGUACACCUUCAACAUGGCUAUGCCGGUCCCUCGCCCUCCCUCCCUUCCUGAACCACGUCCUGCUCUUUGGGAGUCCUAUCAGCCUCCUGACACUUUAUAGUCACGUGGCACUCCUUAUAUGGUAAUCCUAGUCACGUGGUGCUCCUGACUAAUAGUAUGGGACAGAUCAUGUUUUACCUCACAUGGUAGCGUUAGCACUGAUAAACCCUAUAAACCCGGUCGAGAUGAUGGUUUAAAGUCAUCCAGUUUUGAUUUCAUGAUGAUGUGACUGAAUUUAUCAUUUUCUUAUCGGACUUUAUUCUAACGAACUUAACUCGGUCGCUGAGGCUCUUAGCAGUCAUAGUCAGGGCCGGCAGAAUAAGGCACUACAAAUGUAUUGAUCGAUAAGCCACUAGCUGGUAAUAUCUCGAUAUCUCCUACAAUCCGUUGGAGGAAGUUAAACCCGAUACAUUUCUUUGAACUGUAAAGCAAUUGAUCUCUAAUUAUGAUAAUGUUUAGUUAUAUAGUGUAAGUACUCUUCUUUAUUGUUGCCGUGUUGUUAUCACCUGUUGAUUUGGCGCUCAUUUAUUGCGCGGCUUAAGUGUGAUCUUUCGUGAUUGAAUUAUGUAUACUUAAAAACGCACUUGUGCAACUGCAAGCAGUGAUUGCAAGUCCUGAUUAAAAUUUUCCGAAGAUAAAGCCUAUCACCUAUGUUAAGGAUGGACAUGAUUCCAUAUCUUUGCAGAAUUUAUGUAACAUUUCAAAUCUGUAAGCAAGGACUAAAUUAUAUGUCAUAAGUUUCUUAUCUCGUUGCUAGCUUAGUUCUUAUUGUUCAGGAAUUGGGUAUUUUUUGACCACAUAUUCAGAGAUAUCAUUCCUUCUUUAACCUCUCAUUCAUAUUGAAUAAUAUCAGAUUGCCACAGAUAGUUAAAGUUUGAACCAAGGCUAAGAAUCUUUCUGUAAAGCCCUUUAUUGUAUUAAUUGAAUUUUAAAAGUAAAGUGAGAAAUCGCUGAAUUUUCCGAGUCUGAAAAUGCAAUUGUGACAAAAUUUUUGUGUUUCUGAUCUUCUUUGUUGUGUUAAAGUAAUAACGGAAUUUGUUUUUUUGCUCUAUAUUUUAUACAUUUUUAAUUGAUAAUUCCAUUUUUGAUCAGUAAAAUAUUUAAUAGCUUCGUUGACAGUUAAACUCUUGUGUUGAGCCCUUUGGUUCUAUUGCCUGAUAAAGAGUCUCACAGUUAAUAAAGUGACCGUUACAUUUCGUUUCUAAAGAACGCUACCUCCUCAAUCGUAUAGUGUUUUUGUCAAAAUAUGAGCUGACUGUUUAAUAUGAUUUGCGCGAAACGUUAUGUAUUUUAGUGCAUUUGCCACAGAAAAUGAAUCGUGUUGCACAAGCUUAUAAAAAUUUAAGUGAUACGAAAAAGGGUUAUGUUGUAUUGUAAUCACGAUUUAAAGUUAAAAUGUGCGUGAGUGUAAAAUUUAAACAGAAUCAUUGUACAAACAUUAAUUGUAUUGCGAUUUUUCUUUUAUCAAAAUCUUGAAA